Penicillium cinerascens is the source of this 1626-nucleotide messenger RNA. RefSeq names its product oleate hydratase. Gene Ontology annotation, molecular function: FAD binding; oleate hydratase activity. NCBI's taxonomy places the organism in Eukaryota, Fungi, Ascomycota, Eurotiomycetes, Eurotiales, Aspergillaceae. The transcript has 2 exons. The coding region runs from base 1 to 1626 and encodes 541 amino acids. Gene Ontology annotation, biological process: fatty acid metabolic process. The record is from RefSeq and is a predicted model, not a curated record.
AUGAAGGAAUCCCUGCGCUAUGAUCAACGCCCUUCUGGGACCACUGAGGCCUGGAUUCUCGGCAGUGGAACUGCAUCCCUGGCAGCUGCGGUGUAUUUGAUAAAGCACGCUAAGCUACACCCGUCAAACGUACAUAUCCUUGAUGACCACGUUUCCUUAGAGCAAUCAAUACAUCGCGAAGGAAGUUCCUCAACGGGAUACGAUCAAUUUGCAGGAUGUAUCCCGGUUCCUGUUGGCCCGGGCUUGCAAGAGCUUCUCUCCAUGAUCCCAUCUGCGACGUCGGAAGGGCGAUCUUUUUUGGAUGAUAUACAUGAAAAGGCACAGAACCGACUCGCCCUCAACAGCAAACAAGGCACUUGCUUCGUCACUCAAAGAGACGGGUGCUUCAAGCACAUGCCUACCAAAAGGCUAAAUUUGGGCUUGAAGAACAAAUUGAGCUUAAUACGGCUCCUGAUCAAGAAAGAAAGCAACUUACAAGGAAAGCAAAUUCGUGAAUUCUUUAAUGACAAGUUCUUCGGAAGUAGUUUCUGGGAGACCUGGUCAAUACAAUUUGGGUUCCAGCCCUGGCACAGUGCCAUGGAGUUCACACGUUCUAUCAGGCAGUAUCUAUCAGACUUCAAGAGUCUAAGUAUACUGACCUGUCUGGAUAUCACUGGGUACUACCAAUACGAAUCAAUACAUCUACCAAUCUACUUCUUUCUUCAGGGCCAGGGUGUCGAUUACCAGUUUGGCACCAAAGUGACGGAUAUAGAAACAUCGGUGACUCAAAACCAACGAGCCAUUACUUGCAUAUCCGUCUCACAAGGUGGAAUGGAGAUGAAACAUACCUUGGGUCCUGAUGACAUCGUUAUUGCUACAUUGGGAUCAACUGUCUCAGGAUCAGCAAUCGGAUCGAAUAAUCUCCCACCAGCUUGGCGUUCAGUACAACCAAGCGAUCACCUCGAUGAAAAUUGGUCACUGUGGCUGGAAGUUGGAAACAAAUAUCCUGAUCUAGGUAAUCCGUACACAUUCUGUACACGCAAGUCGGAGUCCAUGUUGGAGUCCUUUACGAUCACAACCGAAAAUAUCGAAUUUUUUGACUAUCUCAACGCCUUUUCACAAUGCAAGUCUCAAGCGGGUGCAAUCAUUCUAAUGAAGACAAGUAGCUGGGGACUGAAUCUCUGUACUCCUGCCCAGCCAGUAUUCUCUCAUCAACCGUCAAAUGUCCGCGUUCUCUGGGGCUUUGGGCGCUUUCCUGAUACGAAAGGAGACUAUGUCAAACAGCCAAUGCUUUACUGCUCCGGAGCACAGCUCAUGGCCGAGAUCUUAUAUCAUCUGGAGCUUCCUGAUGGUAUGGCCACGGAAGUUCUGCAGCAUUCUAUCACCAUUCCAAGAACGAUGCCACGGAUGAGCUCAAUCUUGCUGACCAGAGACCUGAAUGAUCGCCCGCGUAUCAUUCCACGGACAAUUUCUAAUUUGGGUCUUGUUGGACCUUUUGUGGAGAUCCCGGAGCGGACUUGUGUGGAGACAAGCUACAGCGUGGACGCCGCGCGAAUAGCUGUAUCGCAUCUCAUGGGCCUUCAAUGGGCCGGAGAAAUUCCUGGCCCGUCAAUCUCCAGACUUUGGACUACUUUACUAUGGAGGUGA